Aegilops tauschii subsp. strangulata is the source of this 609-nucleotide messenger RNA. RefSeq lists its product as uncharacterized. NCBI's taxonomy places the organism in Eukaryota, Viridiplantae, Streptophyta, Magnoliopsida, Poales, Poaceae. The record is from RefSeq and is a predicted model, not a curated record.
AUGGCGGAGUGGCCUCAGUGGUGGAACAUGGCGGCGGAGGCGGCGAAUGGCAGCUUAACCUACAUCGGCGAGACGAAUGCGAUAGCGGAGGCCAUCAAUAAUGGCGCCCGCCAGCAGUACGGCCAGGCCGCCGAGGACUGCCGCGGAUUCGGCCCGGGCGUGCACCCGCCGCCCAACGCCGGCCAGGGCGCUUCCGCAGGCGGCGACAUCAUCGACCUCGCCAUCGGCCGGGUCAAGCGCAUCAGCAGGCUCCACGCCGUGCUGGGCAACGUCUUCUCCCUCUGCGUCGCGCGCAUCGGGCUCCAGGGCCACGCGCCGUGGCGAUGGGACAGGUGGCAACUCCACCACACCGACGCCGCCCGCCACGCGGAGACGGCGUCGCAGCGCCUGCUCUCCGCCAAGUCGCACGGCCAUACGGCCGACGCCGUCUUCCACGUCAUGCUCAGGCCGCCAUCGCCGCAAGCAGUCGCCCACGCCUGGGCACCCGCGGCCGAGCAGCUCCUGCGCCGGGCGAUCGACGAUCUGGCCGUGGUGGAGGCCGCGCUGGGGCAGAUGCGCACGGCCAUUGCCGCCGAGUACGCCGACGCCAUGAUCCUUCUGCAAGGCUGA